CAUUCUAUAUAUAUAUAUAUCUGUGCUAAACACUUCAUAAAUUCGCACUUUCUAGAAAACAAAGCCAAAUCCCCUGUUUCCACUUUCUGUUCUGUUUUUUUGGAUAUUUCUCAACUCAACCAAACCAAAGAAGCAUUUUACUAUUUUGUUUCCUAGUUUCCUCGCAUACCCUUCUUCUCUGGUCAGUUUUCCUUCUUUUCCACCUUUUUCAGUUUCCCUCAAACAAAACGAACACGCCAACACGGGUUUCUGUUACAAGAGUUUAAACAAAAGAAAAAAAGAUUUUUUUUUAAGUAUUCCCUGGUUUUCUUUCCCCAUGUUUGUCUUUCGUUUCUUUUAGUUUUAGCGUGUCUUUGUUUCUGGCCUUCGUUGUGUCGGUUUAAGGUUAAAGCGUCAGCGUGUUGUCUUUCCUUGAAUGUCGAACAAAGCAGGGUUGGCAUUAGUUUUUUUCAAGACUUAGUUUAUCAAAGAAAGAAAGAAAGAAAGAAAGAAAGAAAGAGAUAGAUUAAAAGAGAGAGAGAGAGAGAGAAAAAAAAAGAGUUGCCAUUGUUUGUUUUUGUUUAUGUGUAACUAUGUGUUGAAUUGGAAACAUUAUUGUUAAAAACAGAGAAAUUGUUGUCCAGGAGAUAAAAAUAAGACAGCUAGAUUGAGAGUUUUGCGGGGAAAAAAUUGCAAAAAAUAAAUAAAUAAAAAAUUCAGUUUUUAAGUUCUAAAAUAAAAAAACUUUGACUCUUCUUCGCUGUUGGGAUAAUUUGGUUUCAGUUCUCUUUCUUCUCCGUUAUUAACCUCAAUAAUUUCUCAACUUCUCUGUCCCUUGUUUUUUUUCCCCCUCAUCUUAAUUAGUUCUCAUUGUAAAGAGGAACUGAAACUCCUUCAAUCUCUUUUUUUUCUUUUUUCUCGGACACCAUGAUUUUCGAUCAAGGGUCAAUGCAAUCUAAGUCCAACCUUGACUGCUUCCUCCGGCGUACGACACCUGUUGUGCCGUCUCAGUUUCUUCCCAAGCACGAGAUUCGAAACCUUAACCGUUUGUGGCACCCGUGGGAGAGAGAAGCGGUUGAGUACUUCACUUUGGGUGAUCUAUGGAAUCGGUUCCACGAAUGGAGUGCUUAUGGAGCUGGAGUUCCAAUCACGUUGUCCAAUGGGGAGACACUUGUUCAGUACUAUGUUCCUUACCUCUCUGCAAUUCAGAUUUUCACCAGCAACACUUUCAGGGAAGAGGCUGAGUCAGGUGAGUGUGAGACACGAGAUUCAUACAGCGAUUCCUACAGUGAAGAGAGUGAGAGUGACAAACUAUGGAGGUGGGAUGGAACUUCAUCAGAAGAAGGAGGAUCUGAGCAUGAUUGUUUGUGGCACAUGAAUGACCGAUUAGGUCACCUUUACUUCCAGUAUUUUGAUAGAUCAACUCCAUAUGGUAGAGUCCCUCUAAUGGAUAAGAUUACUGGCUUAGCAGAAAGAUACCCGGGAUUGAUGUCACUAAGAAGCGUAGAUCUUUCCCCAGCAAGUUGGAUGGCAGUUGCUUGGUACCCCAUAUAUCAUAUUCCCAUGGGAAGAACAAUUAAAGAUCUCUCAACAUGCUUCCUCACUUACCACACACUUUCAUCUUCAUUCCAAGAUAUGAACCUUGAUGAUGAUUCCGAGGGAGCCCACGAGAAGAGGAAAGAAGGUGAAGGAAUUUCGUUGCCAGCGUUUGGUUUGGCCACGUAUAAGAUGCUAGGGAAUGUGUGGGUCUCAGGGAAUUGUGGUAGGGACCAAGAAAAACUAGUCUCACUAUUGAGCGUGGCAGAUUCAUGGUUGAAGCAACUAAGGGUCCAACAUCAUGACUUUAAUUACUUCAUGGGCAUUCGGCAUGGCUAAAGACAAUUAAUGCACACUACUUUGCAAAUUUGACCCCUAAAAAAUCCUCUCUUUUUUUUGGAUAUAUAUUUGGUUGUUGUGCCCUUUGCUUGGACCAUUAAUAGCAACCCUUUUUGUUGGCUUUUGAGUGUGAUGAGGAAUGAGGAUUUGUAGUAGUACUUUGUAGUUGUUUAAUCAAUUAACCCUUUGAGAGCAUUUUAAUUAGGACACAAGCCUUUGUAAGGGUAAGGGUAACCGAUCAAAUGAGUUGACUCCUUUUGUAUGUAGAGUGAUAGGUGAGGAGGCAAGAGUUGUUAUAGUUACUAAGAUGAUGUGAGAGUGAGACUACAUAGAACUUUGAAACUUGGGUUGUGUAUGAUCACUUGUUAGUAUUGACCAAUGAUGAUGAUGACCGUUAUAGUUUGAGACGUGGAAUUUUUCUGUAAA
Molecule: messenger RNA, 2280 nt
Organism: Glycine soja
Lineage: Eukaryota; Viridiplantae; Streptophyta; Magnoliopsida; Fabales; Fabaceae
Exons: 6
Coding region: 907-1854 (315 amino acids)
Source: RefSeq, a predicted model, not a curated record